AUGCAUUUCCCCAUCAUCACCUUGAUCCUCGCGACUGCCUCCCUGGUAGCCGCUGACCCAACAUCAGGGCCCCAGUGUGGCACCUGCAACCCCAUCUCAGGCGAGAACGGGUGUGACCCUUCCACCUCGUGCAUCAACACGGGAACAUCCUUCCACUGCGCCUGCCGCGCUGGUUUCAAGGCAUCUCAGUACAACAACGACUUGUACCAUCAGUUCCGCCUGCCGAUGCCGAACUAUGAAUUCCUUGUUUUCGUUCCUGAGUACACGGCUUGCAACACCUCGUGUGAUGAUCCGUAUGCUGCUCCUUCCGAUCUUUGCAACGAGGUCAUGCUUCAACGCCAGUGCGCGGCUUAG
Molecule: messenger RNA, 354 nt
Organism: Penicillium psychrosexuale
Lineage: Eukaryota; Fungi; Ascomycota; Eurotiomycetes; Eurotiales; Aspergillaceae
Product: putative adhesin
Exons: 1
Coding region: 1-354 (117 amino acids)
Source: RefSeq, a predicted model, not a curated record